Molecule: messenger RNA, 963 nt
Organism: Pollicipes pollicipes
Lineage: Eukaryota; Metazoa; Arthropoda; Thecostraca; Pollicipedomorpha; Pollicipedidae
Product: soluble guanylate cyclase 88E-like
Exons: 7
Coding region: 1-963 (320 amino acids)
Biological process (GO): nitric oxide-cGMP-mediated signaling; cGMP biosynthetic process; response to oxygen levels
Cellular component (GO): guanylate cyclase complex, soluble
Molecular function (GO): oxygen sensor activity; heme binding; guanylate cyclase activity
Source: RefSeq, a predicted model, not a curated record
AUGUAUGGCCUGUUGCUGGAGAAUCUAGCCGAGUUCAUCAAGGUCGGCUACGGCGAGGACCAGUGGGAGGCGAUCCGGCGCGAGGCCAUGGUGGACAUGCCGUCCUUCUCCACCCACCAGGUGUACCCGGAAGGUCUGCUGCCCCGGCUGGCCAAGGUCGCCUGCAAGGUCCUGAAGGUCACAGAGCAGGAAUUCUUCGAAAACAUGGGCGUCUUCUUCGUGAACUUCGUCGGCCAGUACGGAUACGACCGAGUGCUCUCCGUCCUGGGGCGGCACGUGCGGGAUUUUCUCAAUGGCCUGGACAACCUGCACGAGUACCUCAAGUUCUCUUACCCGCGCAUGCGGCCGCCGUCCUUCUUCUGCGAGAGCGAGACGGCCACGGGCAUGGUGCUGCACUACCGCAGCAAGCGCAGGGGCUACGGCUUCUACACCAUGGGCCAGAUCAAACAGGUGGCGCGGCACUUUUACGACACAGAUAUGAAGAUCGAGCUGGUGCGCGAGGACUCCUUCAUGGACUCGUUCCACGUGACGUUCCAGCUGACAUUCGACAACCAGGCCUACCGCGAAGCGCACUCGUUCCAGCUGGUGCGGGACGAGCAGAGCUUGCCCAUCAGGGCCAGCAUUGUCUUCGAAUUGUUUCCCUUCUCCAUUGCCUUCACGUCAAACCUGGUGGUAAAGAAUCUGGGCCAGUCUAUGAUGACCAUUCUUCCGGAGCUGAUAGGAAAGAAGAUUGACGAGUGGUUCGACUUGGUUCGGCCGCUAGUCGAGUUCCGGUUUUCUGGGAUACUGAAGAAGACGAACAACAUAUUUGAGCUGAUCUCUAUCGACGCGCCUUCCCGCCUCCGCUCCAUGGACAGCAAGACCUACAACAAUCACAUGGUCGACAGCGACGACGAGAUGUUCGUCAAGGAGAAGAACCUGCGACUGAAGGAGCUGACCGAGACGACCGUUGACCAGCGGUGA